Messenger RNA from Acanthosepion pharaonis, 1650 nucleotides. Lineage: Eukaryota; Metazoa; Mollusca; Cephalopoda; Sepiida; Sepiidae. The record is from the annotation of a GenBank genome assembly.
AUGGCCUUGUUUUCUCCUUCAUCAACCAAAUACCACGUGACCAUUAUUAAUGAACGCAACUUCAUUUAUCUUUCUUCGCUUAUUUUCCACUUAUCCUUCGUGUCUCCGUUCGCUUUUAAUAUCUGCUUUCUCUCUUUAUCCAUUUGUUGUUUUCUCCUUUCCUCUCUAAUGUUUCAUAUUUGCCUUUUUUAUCUUCAUUUCUUCUUUGUUCAUAAUGUCCUUUUUGAUUACUGUCACUCUUUUCUCGCCCCUCCUCUCCAAAUAUGGCUUCUUUUUUCUUUCCUUUUCAUACUUUCCGUUUACAUUUCCCUAAUUUUCUUUUCUUAUUUUUCUUUAAUAACAUUUCUUUCUUUCUCUUCCUUGUCCAUUUUUUCUUUCUUUUUCUUAUUUUCCUUUUAUUUUCUCUUCAUUAAAUUUUCUUUCUCUUCCUUAUUUUUCGUUUUUUCUUUCCUUUUCUAUUUUUUCCUUAUUUUUCGCUCUUAUUAUUGUCUCUUCCCUCCAGCAUCCAUCUAUUUUUCAGAGUCAGUAUCAUUGUCUCUUCCAUACAGCCUCCAUCUAUUUUCUCUCUCAUUUUCUGAUUCAGUAUUCUUGUCUCUUCCCUCCAGCCUGCUUCGAAUUUUUUUCUCAUUUUCAGACUCAGUAUUAUCGUCUCUUCCCUCCAGUAUCAAUCUAAUUUCUCUCUCAUUUUCUGAUUCAGUAUUUUUGUCUCUUCCCUCCAGCCUGCUUCGAAUUUUUUUCUCAUUUUCAGACUCAGUAUUAUCGUCUCUUCCCUCCAGCAUCCAUCUAUUUUCUCUCAUUUUCAGACUAAGUAUUCUUGUCUCUUCCCUACAGCCUACUUCAAAAUUUCUCUCGUUUUCAGACUCAACUCAGUAUUAUCGUCUCUUCCCUCAAAUCUCCAUCCAUUUUCUCUCUCAUUUUCAGUCUAAGUAUUCUUGUCUCUUCCCUCCAGCCUCCAUCUAUUUUCUCUCUCAUUUUCAGACUAAGUAUUUUUGUCUCUUCCCUCCAGCCUACUUCAAAUUUUCUCUCAUUUUCAGCCUCAUUAUUAUCGUUUCUUGCCUCCAGCAUCCAUCUAUUUUCUCUAUAAGUCUACUACAUUCUUUUAGUUCAUCUACAUUCAACAUCAUCUUCUUACAAUUUUCUGUUUCUCUUUCUUAUAUACAUUUCCGUUUUCCUCUUUUUUCCAUUUUCAUUCUUUUCCUCAUACACUUUCUUUCUAUCUCUAUCGUUAUUUUCUCUUUGCACCUUGGGUCUAUCUUUACUGUUAGUCAUUUUCUCGAUGUCUUUAUCUCUCUGAAGUGGCUUCUUUCGUUCUUCCAUUUCUUUCUAUUUCUCCACCCGACCAAAUUGCCUUCACUUCCGCUAUCAGUAUUUUCUUCUUAUCUUUCCCAUUCGUCAUUUUAUUCCCUUAUCCCAACACAAUUUUCUUCAGCUUAUUUCUUUCCUCUCUUUACUUACCUCCCACUCUCUCUUUAUAAUCAACUCGCAGUUGUUGUUUUUUUUAUCUUUAUUACUCCCCCACCACAUUCCACCCUCCUUUCCGCCACAAUCCUUCUUAUUUCGAUUCGUUUAUUGAUUUCUAUGGCCCCUAUCUAUCUAUCUAUCUAUCUAUCUAUCUAUCUAUCUAUCUAUUUUCCCAUUUCUAACAUCUAG